This is a messenger RNA of Camelina sativa (false flax), 1815 nucleotides long. NCBI's taxonomy places the organism in Eukaryota, Viridiplantae, Streptophyta, Magnoliopsida, Brassicales, Brassicaceae. The record is from RefSeq and is a predicted model, not a curated record.
AUGUCUCAUGAUUCUGGGGAAGAGAACUUUGACCCGGUCCUACAAGAAGAGAUUGAUGAUGGUCCAACAGCUUCUUCAGUUGGUGGGAAGAGAAGACGAACUCAGCCUACAACUUCUACUCAGCCCACAACUUCUCCUCUACCGUCUCAACCGAGAAGAAAGCCAGCUCAUAGAUCUCCGGUUUGGGAGCAUUUUGUUCAGCAAGCACAUGAUCCGGCAAUCGCCAAUUGUCGGUACUGUGGUCAAGAGUUAGGAUGUGACACAGUGAUUCAUGGAACAAGUGCUAUGAAGAAUCACAUUAAUAGGUGUAAGUUGUACAAGAUGCAUCUAGAGAGUGGUAGUCAGAGUGUUUUGGCUGGUGAUAGCAGUGGUGUAAUGACUGCAAUCAAGUAUGAUCAAACUUUGUUCAGAAGGUCUGUGAAUGAGAUGAUCGUUCUUAAUGAGCUGCCGUUUGCAUUUGUGGAAUCCGAGGGUUUUAGAAGAUUAUGCAGCAACAUGCUUCCCAUGUAUACGAUUCACUGCAGGAAGACAGUCACAUCCGAUAUAUACAAUAUGUUUCUGAGAGAGAAAGGAGCUUUGAAGGAGCUGUUUGGUAAGGAGAAGCAGAGAGUUUCUAUGACAACCGAUAUAUGGGUAGCUCCCAUGACUUGUUGUAGCUACAUGGUGGUAACAGCUCACUGGAUUGACAGAGAUUGGAAGUUGCAGAAGAGGAUCAUUAGUUUCAAGCCAGUGACAGAUCACAAAGGUGAUACAAUUGCUGAGCACUUGGUAGCCUGUCUUGAAGAAUGGGGAAUUGAGAAGGUAUUCACAGUAACAGUGGAUAACGCUAAGGGGAAUGACAAGGCUCUAAGGGUAUUCACUGAUGCUUUGAUCAUGAGAGGACCUGAUGCUUUAGUUAGUAAUGGUGAUCGGUUGAAGUCGUUUCUGUUGAGGGUUGACACAGUGAACGUAGGUAGAGGUAGUUUGUGUCUCGAUGUUGCUACUAGGUGGAAUUCGACCUAUCUAAUGCUGACAGCCGCAAUCAAGUUUCGGGUUGCAUUUGAGAAAAUGUUGGCCGAAGACAAGUUGUAUAACGACUACUUCAUGGAGACUGAAGAGAAUCGUGAGGAGAAUGGUGAUGAAGCUGAACAGAAUGGGCAGAAGCGUGUUGGUCCUCCUACUUUUGCUGAUUGGGAUCAAGUGCAGAGGCUAGUUAAUUUCUUGAAGAUCUUAUUCAACUGCACUUUGUCUUUCUCAGCUAGCAAAUCAGUGACCUCUACUGUUUGUUAUAAUGAGAUUGUGACGAUUGAGAGGAAUCUUAUCAAUCUAAGCACCAACGGUGAUGUGCUACUAAAGACAGAGGCGAUGAUGAUGAGGAGUAAGUUUGAAAAAUAUUGGGAUGGUCUCUUAAACAUGAAUCCGCUUGUCAUCAUCGCAAGUGUGUUUGAUCCCAGAAACAAGAUGCAGUUUGCUGGUCUUUGCUUCGACAAGCUUUAUGGAAAAGACAGUGUCGAAAGUGCUCAUCUAAGAUCAUCAAUUAAGGGUGUGAUGAAGAAGAUGUAUGCAGAGUAUGUGAUGAAGUUGAGCAUAAGUGAACAAGUUGUACCAACUACUGCUGGAGUCGUACCUGAUCCUGGAGUAUCAGCAAGUGAUUUAUUUGAUUUGUGGGAUGAGGAUGGUUAUGAGAGGAUGUAUACGCUAUACUCUGAGAUGGUGGCUGAAUGCACAAAUGAAGAAUGUAGCAGUGAGCUAGAUAUUUACUUGUUGGAGAAACCGGUGCCAAGGACUCCAACUGCUUUGGGAUUGGACUUUGAUGUUCUAUCUUGGUGGGGGUGA